Dictyostelium purpureum is the source of this 846-nucleotide messenger RNA. RefSeq lists its product as uncharacterized. The record is from RefSeq and is a predicted model, not a curated record. The transcript is spliced from 2 exons. Bases 1 to 846 code for a protein of 281 amino acids. NCBI's taxonomy places the organism in Eukaryota, Evosea, Eumycetozoa, Dictyosteliales, Dictyosteliaceae.
AUGUAUAAAGAAACAUUUACCAUUACUUUAUCCGAAGUCUGUGAAAACCAUGUUGGUAUGCAAAAGAUUGGGGUUUUGGGUAAAGAUGGUUAUAGUUUGGAUGAUUUAAAUAAAGCAAAAAAAUAUUUCGAAGAUGAAAAAGGUUUAAAAACUGAAUUGUUUGAUUUAAAACAAAUUUGUUUAGUAGAUAGUAAUAAAGAUAAUAAUAGUAAUAACAAUAAUGUAGAUAAUAACGAGGAGGUUGAUGAAAAAGAUAAUACAAAUAUAAUAGAUUUGGAUGAAAUUAAUAAUGCAUAUAUAUUGGUGAUUAGAAAUGGGUUAUCAGCAUUCUGUGAUCCAAAUCUAUUUCACGAAGAACAAAAAAAACUAGAUAAAGAUAAAAAAGCACUAAUGUAUGGUAGGGUUGUGAAUAAAAAUGCAAGACAUAACUUAUGCUUCUCAAAUGUAUCGCAAGAACCAGAUUACGAGAAAGGAAAGGGUAGAAUUAUUGCAUUCAAGGAUGUGCCAUUGCUUGACUCGGUUCGUAAUGGUUUUGGAGAUAUUCUCGGUGAUAAAGGUAAAAAGUUGGUGGCUGAAGGAAACUAUUAUUUUGAUAAAACUUGUGGGAUUGGGUAUCAUGGUGAUGCUGAAAGAAAGAGAGUUAUAGCUAUUAGAACUGGUUGUAGAAUGAAUAUUUGCUAUCAAUGGUUUCAUGAUGGAGUUAAAAAGGGUAAAAGAUUUCAAGAGUUUUUAAAUCAUGGUGAUAUUUAUAUAAUGAGUGAAUUUGCAGUUGGUUGGAAUUGGAAGAAAAAGAAAAUAUAUACCCUUCGUCACGCAGCCGGGGCUUCAAAAUUCACUGUAAUUUAG